Molecule: messenger RNA, 2688 nt
Organism: Acanthosepion pharaonis
Lineage: Eukaryota; Metazoa; Mollusca; Cephalopoda; Sepiida; Sepiidae
Source: the annotation of a GenBank genome assembly
AUGUUAGAUUGGACUGAAAAUUCUGUCACAUUAAAAAAUUAUCUAUCUAUCUAUCUAUCUAUCUAUCUAUCUAUCUAUCUAUCUAUCUACACAUUUAUACAACAUUACAGAUAUAUUAGGCACAUCUGUAACAGUUACAGUGACAAAAGAUUGCAUUAUUUCUAUCUAUGCCUCUUAUUUCUAUCUAUCUAUCUAUCUAUCUAUCUAUCUAUCUAUCUAUCUAUCUAUGAAUAUUCAUUUUUAUUAUCUAUCUAUCUAUCUAUCUAUCUAUCUAUCUAUCUAUCUAUCUAUCUACGUUUUCAUUUUUAUUAUCCUCUUAUCUAUCUAUCUAUCUAUCUAUCUAUCUAUCUAUCUAUCUAUCUAUCUAUCUAUCUAUCUAUGCCCGUUUGUUCACCUAUCUAUCUAUCUAUCUAUCUAUCUCCAUUUUCAUUUUUAUUAUCCUCUCAUCUAUCUAUCUAUCUAUCUAUCUAUCUAUCUAUCUAUCUAUCUAUCUAUCUCCGUUUGUUCAUCUAUCUAUCUAUCUAUCUAUCUAUCUAUCUAUCUAUCUAUCUAUCUAUCUAUCUCCCCAUUUUAUUAUCCUCUCAUCUAUCUAUCUAUCUAUCUAUCUAUGCCCUUAUUCUUUUUCUAUGUAUCUAUCUAUCUAACCCAUUUUUCUUCAUCUAUCUAUCUAUCUAUCUAUCUAUCUAUCUAUCUAUCUAUCUAUCUAUCUAUCUAUCUCCAUUUUCAUUUUUAUUAUCCUCUCAUCUAUCUAUCUAUCUAUCUAUCUAUCUAUCUAUCUAUCUAUCUAUCUAUCUAACCCAUUUUUCUUCAUCUAUCUAUCUAUCUAUCGAUCUAUCUCCGUUUGUUCAUCUAUCUAUCUAUCUAUCUAUCUAUCUAUCUAUCUAUCUAUCUCCGUUUCCAUUUUAUUAUCCUCUCAUCUAUCUAUCUAUCUAUCUAACCCAUUUUUCUUCAUCUAUCUAUCUAUCUAUCUAUCUCCGUUUCCAUUUUAUUAUCCUCUCAUCUAUCUAUCUAUCUAUCUAUCUAUCUAUCUAUCUAUCUAUAUAUGCCCUUAUUCUUUUUCUAUCUAUCUAUCUAUCUAACCCAUUUUUCUUCAUCUAUCUAUCUAUCUCCUUCCUCUCAUUUUUAUUAUCCUCUCAUCUAUCUAUCUAUCUAUCUAUCUAUCUAUCUAUCUAUCUAUCUAUCUAUCUAACCCAUUUUUCUUCAUCUAUCUAUCUAUCUAUCUAUCUAUCUAUCUAUCUAUCUAUCUAUCUAUCUAUCUAUCUCCCCAUUUUAUUAUCCUCUCAUCUAUCUAUCUAUCUAUCUAAACCCAUUUUCUUCAUCUAUCUAUCUAUCUAUCUAUCUAUCUAUCUAUCUAUCUAUCUAUCUAUCUCCCCAUUUUAUUAUCCUCUCAUCUAUCUAUCUAUCUAUCUAUCUAUCUAUCUAUCUAUCUAUCUAUCUAUCUAUCUAUAUAUGCCCUUAUUCUUUUUCUAUCUAUCUAUCUAUUUAACCCAUUUUUCUUCAUCUAUCUAUCUAUCUAUCUAUCUCCUUCCUCGAAAACAUCUAUCUAUCUAUCUAUCUCAGUCAAAAUGCACUCAGAGACUAAUUUUCAAGCUCAAACUAUUUAAUGUGCUGGGUCGUAGUGAAUAUUUUUCAUCAUUCUCGUAUCUAUCUAUCUAUCUAUCUAUCUAUCAGGAGGUGCAUCUGCGUAAUAUUUUAAUCCAUUCAUCUAUCUAUCUAUCUAUCUAUCUAUCUAUCUAUCUAUCUAUCUAUCUAUCUAUGUCCGUUUGUUUAUCUAUCUAUCGCUGUUUGUUCAUCUAUCUAUCUAUCUAUCUAUCUAUCUCCGUUUAUCUAUCUAUCUAUCUAUCUAUCUAUCUAUCUAUCUAUCUAUCUAUCUAUCUAUGUCCGUUUGUUUAUCUAUCUAUCGCUGUUUGUUCAUCUAUCUAUCUAUCUAUCUAUCUAUCUAUCUAUCUAUCUAUCUCCGUUUGUUCAUCUAUCUAUCUAUCUAUCUAUCUAUCUCCGUUUGUUCAUCUACAUCAUGAUUUUGAGGUGGAGGAGUGGUCGAUCAUUAUUGUUGUUGUUGUUGGUCGCGGUGAUUGUCAGGAGGAAAAGAGCAGAGAAGACGAACUUGAAUCAACUGUUAGCCGGAAGAACAUGUCCGGCCAGUGGCAGGCAGUCGUAGCCGAGCAUUGGUCGGAAAAAAAUAAAUAUCAACAUGUAUAUACUUAUAAACACACGAUUGGACAUUUUCGCACUCUCUUUCAUUAUCUAUCUAUCUAUCUAUCUAUCUAUCUAUCUAUCUAUCUAUCUAUCUAUUUAUCUAUCUAUGUCUUAUGUUCAUGUCUAUGUUCAUAUCUAUCUAUUUAUCUAUUAUGUUCAUAUCUAUAUGUGUUAUGUUCAUAUCUAUCUAUCUAUCUAUCUAUCUAUCUAUCUAUCUAUCUAUCUAUCUAUCAUAAACGACACCCUCUUUAUCAAUGUACCAUAGUCGACUUAUCUCUCUCUAUUUCUCUCUUUUUAGAUAUCAUAGACGAUUACUCUUUCUCUCUCUCUCUAUCGAUCUAUCAUAGUCAAUUCAUGUAUCUAUAUGUUAUGCUAAUAUCUAUCUAUCUAUCUAUCUAUCUAUCUAUCUAUCUAUCUAUCUAUCAUGCUUUUACUCGGAGGAAAUUGUUUACCGAUCGUGUUUCUCAGAUUAAAACACACACAUGCAAUUAG